Messenger RNA from Aspergillus sclerotioniger CBS 115572, 1062 nucleotides. RefSeq names its product epoxide hydrolase family protein. Bases 1 to 1062 code for a protein of 353 amino acids. The transcript is spliced from 4 exons. Gene Ontology annotation, molecular function: epoxide hydrolase activity. Lineage: Eukaryota; Fungi; Ascomycota; Eurotiomycetes; Eurotiales; Aspergillaceae. Gene Ontology annotation, biological process: epoxide metabolic process. The record is from RefSeq and is a predicted model, not a curated record.
AUGACAAGUCCAGAGAUCCGACCAUUUCGCAUUGAUGUCCCUGCGGAAGAAGUCGAACGCCUCAAACGAAAGCUGAGAGAUACACGUCUUCCAGGACGUCCGAUCGUGCCCAAUGCGGGGAGCAGCUAUGGGCCAACAUACCAAUGGGCAGAGAACCUAUACAAGGCCUGGGUUAACGACUAUGACUGGUACUCCGUCCAAGCAGAGAUGAAUCAAGUCCCACACUAUAUCACCGCGAUUGUAGAGAUAAACAUUCACUUUGUUCACGUCCGUGCCAAAUCCCCCAACGCCAUUCCUUUACUAAUGGUCCACGGAUGGCCAGGUUCUUUCUGGGAGUUUAGUCAGAUCUGGAGCCGUUUGUCCUGUCCACCCAACGACAAAGAAAUCUCAUUCCAUGUUGUAGUCCCCAGUAUGCCUGGAUUCUCUGGGUGGACUCUCCGUGAUACUGCCCGGAUCUUCGACAAAUUGAUGAAGAGACUCGGCUAUAAUCAGUAUAUGGUCCAAUGUGGCGACUGGGGCCAUUUUGUUGGACGGGAAUUGGCAUCCCAAUACACCAAUUCCUGUCGGUUAAUUCAUUGCAACUUUUCAUCAAGCUCUCUUCCACAGGGAGUAGAGUAUACGGAGAGAGAGAAAGAAGUGGCACACCGUGCCGAUGACUGGCUAGAGAACCAUAUGGGAUAUGCCGUUUGCAUGCGGACACGUCCCCACACAAUUGGAAUAGCACUUCAUGACAAUCCAAUGGGCAUUCUUAUGUGGGCUGGAGAGAAGUACAAUGAGGCUGCCGAUCCGAAAGCACAGGAACAGCCGUUUUGGACGAAAGCCAUCCUCACUACGGCAUCUUUAUACUAUUUCACCAAUUGCAUCAUGCCUUCGAUACUCUGCUACUAUGAGAACGCCUACCAUGAGAACGCCUACCAUGAGAACUUCGCCGAGUUUGGCUUGAGGCCCGAGAACCGUAUCAAAGUAUCGUUUGGGUAUACUUCGUUCUAUUGGGACACUGAACCUUCUUCACGGAGAGCUGUGGAACGGACCGGCAAUCUUGUGUUCUAUAGAGAUAUGUGA